Molecule: messenger RNA, 255 nt
Organism: Monoraphidium neglectum
Lineage: Eukaryota; Viridiplantae; Chlorophyta; Chlorophyceae; Sphaeropleales; Selenastraceae
Exons: 4
Coding region: 1-255 (84 amino acids)
Source: RefSeq, a predicted model, not a curated record
AUGGGCCUCACCGAUGAGCGCAGCAGCAACCCCCUCAAGCAGGUGCUGGACCUGCUGGGGGAGAAGGUGGAGUGCGCGCGCUACAGCCAGUGGGUGCUGCACCCACCCGGCGCGGCGCCCUUCCCCGUCGUGGCCGACAGGGAUGAGUACGCAGCUGCCAUCCACAAAGCCGCGGGGCCGCAGGGCCCCUUCUCAGCGCUGGUUGACCGCCACGUCACAGACCCCUGGCUCAGCCGCUCGUACCUCUCCUCUUGA